CAACCAAUUUCAGAAAACGCUGGAAGGUAAAUCAGCGCAGCAGUAAAGCGAGGGCGGGGUGUGUCGUGCGAAGCACAGUGCGUGAGGAGGGCGAGCGUUUGGAUCCCCUUUCAAGUUUAGACAAAGACAGCAGAACGGCUACGCUCGCCAGCGUCAACGCCUGUCAACCAGUUGUGUUCGUACGUCAGCGCGGGACAGAUGACGACUGAGGGCUCCCACGGACCACUGCGGUCGACGCCCCCGAUGAGGACCAGUCCAGCGUCCACCGCGCUGCAUCCAGGACUGAUGAACUCCACAGGUAGUUUGGAGGACCAUGGCGCAGUGUCCAAGACUAAAAAGACCAACUCAGGACUGCGACGCCCGGAAAAGCCGCCCUACUCUUACAUUGCGCUCAUUGUGAUGGCAAUUCAGAGCGCACCGACGAAGCGACUCACGCUUAGUGAGAUUUACCAGUUCUUACAAACACGCUUCCCUUUUUUCCGAGGCUCUUAUCAGGGCUGGAAAAACUCUGUUCGGCACAACUUGUCUCUGAAUGAAUGCUUCAUCAAACUACCAAAAGGACUUGGGCGGCCGGGUAAGGGACAUUACUGGACCAUAGACCCCACCAGUGAGUUUAUGUUCGAGGAAGGGUCAUUUCGUAGAAGACCACGGGGAUUUAGGAGAAAGUGUCAGGCCAUGAAACCGAUGUACAGAAUGAUGAACGGUCUGGGAUUCGGUUCCGCCAUUUUACCUCAGAGCUUCGAUUACCAGCCUCCCACCGGCGCACUUGCAUGCCAUGGCAGUGGCUAUAACCUGGACCUGUCUGGUAAUGGUUAUGAGUCGAUAAGCAGCGGGCACCAUGGUCACAUUUCCCCCAGCUCGAGACAUGGCUAUAUGGCUAGCUGUCCAGUACCCGGGAACGGAGACUAUGGCGCGGAGAGUAACACCAGCCCAGUUCCGUCUUCUCCUGCAAUAGCGGGCGCGCUUGAGGGUCACUCGCCGUAUUCAGAGGGAACAGCACUAUGGGCUUCUUCUUCAAAUUCGCCAUACCUUAAACAGCCGACUACAGUCUCAAGCAGUUCGCCGUCCACAGGGCAGCAUCCCGGCAUAUUCACCUACUCUCUGGAACAGGGUUACAUACAGCAAAGUGCGAGAGACAACACAGACAUGUCAGUUGGUAUAUCGCGCUAUCCAACACAUUCUUCCCCAGUCGGAGAACGGAAAGACUUCAUGUUGAAUUUUAAUGGAAUUACUUCUUUCCAUCCGUCUGCUGGUGGAUAUUAUCAUCACCAUCAUCAUCACCAUCACCACCAUCAGAGUAUGCAUCAAGAUGUCAAACCUUGCGUGAUGUAGUCCGCUUAUUGCGGAGCAAGUUGCACAAAGAUAAGCACUUGGAUAACUGUGAGGUAAAGACAAUUAAUGAAGGAUUAAUAAUUGUACACUCACAAAAUGCUUGGAAAUGUAUUUCUGAAAACCAGCGAAAAAGCCAAUGGCGACCUGAAUGGCGAAACAGUUAAACUCAUGAAGUCAUGGACUUGCCACUUUUCAAUAGUUUGAAUUAAGCACAUAUAAGUAUAUUUCAUUUAAUCUGUACAGUGCAAUGUGAUGUGGAAGUUAGCAAUAAAACAUUUCAAUGAAAGCAGUGUGUUUUUGCCUGACCGACAGGCCAAGGCCCUCUAUCUAUCUAUCUAUCUAUCUAUCUAUCUAUCUAUCUAUCUAUCUAUCUAUCUAUUUAUCUAUCUAGGCUUAUCUUAUGUGUGUUUUUAUGUUGAAUACAAACAUCUAGUUUAAAACCCUCCAACAUCGUAAUAAUUGUUGUGAACUGUUGCUGCCUUCCAAAAUUUCUGUAUCAUAUUUUCGUAAUAGCGUUUAUGUAAACAAGCGAACAAUAUACAAUAAGUCAAUGACGGUUUUUAACCGAGGUUUGAAUAUAUUUUUUUCACACCGCAGGUUGCGGCAAAUUGUCACAGUUUUAAUCACAUUAU
This is a messenger RNA of Labeo rohita (rohu), 1964 nucleotides long. RefSeq names its product forkhead box F2b (gene foxf2b). Gene Ontology annotation, molecular function: RNA polymerase II cis-regulatory region sequence-specific DNA binding; DNA-binding transcription factor activity, RNA polymerase II-specific. Gene Ontology annotation, cellular component: nucleus. NCBI's taxonomy places the organism in Eukaryota, Metazoa, Chordata, Actinopteri, Cypriniformes, Cyprinidae. The transcript is spliced from 4 exons. The record is from RefSeq and is a predicted model, not a curated record. Gene Ontology annotation, biological process: animal organ morphogenesis; regulation of transcription by RNA polymerase II. Bases 199 to 1332 code for a protein of 377 amino acids.